UGACAUUAUGAUAUGGAUCUGUAGCAAGGCUUAUGUUUUCUUACACGAACUAAUCUUGCAAUUAUAGGAGAGAGAGAGACACAGAGGAGGGUUAGGUCUGAGAUCAAUGGAAGAAGAAUGGAGGAGUGAUUUGCUGUUACUGUUUGAUGCUAAAACUGGACGGAAACCCCUUCAUUCUACUGCUGCUUCCCUCGGCCGCCUCUGCUGCACAAAAAAUUAGAGACAGAGAGUCUCUUUGUGCUCCACCUCUAUCCUGUAGCUGUAGUUGAUGAUGUGCUUUUUACGUCUAUCUUUCGCUUUGCUUGCAAUUGCAAACUCCUGAAUUCAGUAGCGUCGGUCGUUUCUUCUUUUUUGUUUUUACAUUUCAGGGCCUGCUACACGAUCCCCAUUUUGUAGAUUGAUUAACAGGAGCUUCUGCUGUUUGCCUGUUUUAUGGCUUGGCCUUUUGUUCAUUUGCCACAUCUGUAUUUGCUUUUCCAGGCGAAGAAUCUAUCAAGAUUCAUCACUUGGUUUAUAACUGACCCUAGGAAGAGAGCUGCUUAUCUUUGAUGGACCAGAAUUUGUAGCUUCAGACGUCUUCUCUGUAAUAAACCAUGGAUUCGCACAGUAACUCUCAUACCGAAUCUGGAAAAUUGGAACAAAUUAUUUCCCAGUUCCUGUUGAAGAGCUUGCAUAUUAUUUUGGACUCUAGAAUUCCCUCUCUUCACCCACAUGAUCGUAAUGAUGACUUUCAAUCCGGUUCUCGGGUGAGAAAGAGUGACAGAUGGUUCAAUUUAGUUCUAGGAGAUCGUCCUGCUGCAUUAGAUAACUUGAAUUUUUGGCAAAGAAAUGUAAUGGACCCAAUGAUAAUUGACAUAAUACUUGUUCGUGAGGGGACUACUUCUUCUUUAGUGGACAAUCUAUACUCUUCUGUGGCUGAGAGGAGACCCAUUGAGACAGUAAUAGAGAGGUGGGUAGUUCAGUAUAAGACCCAGCGGGUUAUGUCUCCACAAACAGGGGAAAGUUCUGCCUCUUACAAGAAGAUAUAUAAGAAGUCAAUCAUACUUCUACGUUCUCUUUAUUCGCAAAUGAGGCUUCUCCCAGCUUAUCGGAUCUUUCGGCAGCUAAGCUCAUAUAGUCAGACUUAUAAUUUUGAUAUCAUAUACAAGGUUUCUUCAUUUUGUGAACCAUUUUCUAGGUCAGAGGAGGAAAUGAUGAAAGAAUAUAGUUUUAUGCCUGUAGAGGCCCUUUUUGGCCAUCUUUCUUUAUCAGUGAAUUAUCGUCCAUCACUUUCUGAUUUUAACCUGGAGCCUUUGGCAACAUUCCCACCAAAGAUUAUAACAGAUUAUGUUGGUAGCCCUACAACUGACCCUUUGAGGUCUUUUCCUUCUUCAGAGAGGGGAGUUGGUGCUACAUCCUUUCCACUGAGGGGAAUACGUCCACCUACUUCUACUCCUUUUCAACGCCCACAUAGCUGGACAAGUGGCUUUCAUAGACCUCCCCCUUUUAUGGCCAACCAAACUUUUGGUGGAUCUCCUCCUGCCUACCCAACAUCUCCCAUGCCAUAUGAUUUCUCAUAUACUCCAGCAGAUUCUUAUGGUAAUAGAUUACAAAGCUAUAGACCAACAACUCAUUCAAAAAAUACUGGUAUUGAUGAGUAUCAGCUUUCACCUCCGUUCUCGCCAUCUGUGUCUCCUUCCACUCCAACAUACUUCCCCGGUGCUAGUCCUCUGCAAACUCUUUUUACUUCAGAAACUGCCCCUGUAACUAUCCCUCUUCCAUUGACAGGCAGAAGUGCUAAAUACCUUUCUCCAAAUUUUUCUGAUCCAAAUAAAAAUUCACUUCCACCUUUAUCUCCCAAAAGCACAAGAUAUGAUACUUCAUCACAGGAGUCUCCAUCUGGAAUCCGGUCAAUCAGGAAAUCAGAAUCUUUAAGGACCGGAGGCGGAGAGUCAAACCCUGGCUUAGUAAAUCAUUAUUCUGGUCAUAAGAUUCUCAAAGAUAGCAAAGAUGAUUCUGGGCGCUUGUCAGGACUGCUAUCUUCUAGUGGUUCACCACGUAUUGGAAUUUCUAGAAGUUCUAGCAGAUUAUCUUUCCAGGAUGACUUAGAAGAUUGUGACUUCUCAUGUCCUUUUGAUGUUGAUGAUGUUGAUAUUUCAGAUUCACCUAAUAGUCAGAACCUUGAUGGGAAAAAGAAUUUAGAGUCUACUCCACAUUCAUUACUAAUGGGGAAAAAAUCUCAAGAUGCUGCUGUUGGUGUUCUCGUGCGCAUGCUGAGGACAGCGCCUCCUCUACGACAAGAUCCAAGUUGUUAUUCAUCCAAGUCUUUGAGGACUGACGGAGAUGAAGGAAUUGCAACUGCCUCUGAGUUCUUUAUGCCUCGGAAAACAGCAGAUGCAUUAGAAGAGCUUAAGAGUUACAGAGAAAUGAAAGACCUGCUACUCUCUAAGAGUGGAACUCGGCUGAUCAGCAAAGAAGCUUAAUUGCUACUGCUUUCUAUGGGUUCAUCUUUUAUGUUAAGAAAGGCUCGAUAUCCAAGGGAAAAUAUAAAUUGUUCUAAAAUGUACUAUUUACCAUCUGAUUCAACAUUAUAACUUCGUACGCUUUGGUGAAGAUGAGAUUUAACAAGUUAUGUACAUAUCACGAUUGAAGA
Messenger RNA from Manihot esculenta (cassava), 2632 nucleotides. Its product is annotated as autophagy-related protein 13a. The record is from RefSeq and is a predicted model, not a curated record. Gene Ontology annotation, cellular component: extrinsic component of membrane; phagophore assembly site; Atg1/ULK1 kinase complex. The transcript is spliced from 4 exons. Bases 594 to 2462 code for a protein of 622 amino acids. Lineage: Eukaryota; Viridiplantae; Streptophyta; Magnoliopsida; Malpighiales; Euphorbiaceae. Gene Ontology annotation, biological process: mitophagy; autophagosome assembly; piecemeal microautophagy of the nucleus.